Molecule: messenger RNA, 2998 nt
Organism: Centrocercus urophasianus (Greater sage-grouse)
Lineage: Eukaryota; Metazoa; Chordata; Aves; Galliformes; Phasianidae
Gene: TLR4
Product: toll like receptor 4
Exons: 3
Coding region: 42-2573 (843 amino acids)
Biological process (GO): immune response; toll-like receptor signaling pathway; defense response to Gram-negative bacterium
Cellular component (GO): membrane
Molecular function (GO): protein binding; transmembrane signaling receptor activity; lipopolysaccharide immune receptor activity
Source: RefSeq, a predicted model, not a curated record
UCCACAUCCCUGACUGCCACCCAUGGUGCUUUCUCCCAGAGAUGCCCAGCAGAGUGGCUCCCAUUGCACAGACGCUCAGGGUGCUGCUGCGGCUGCUGCUCGUGCUGUCCCUGCUGUCAGGAUGCAUCCCCAGUCCCUGCCUGGAGGUCAUCCCCAGCAAAGCUUUCAGAUGCACAGGACAGAACAUCUCUGGAGUUCCUGCUGAAAUCCCAAACACCACGCUAGACUUGGACCUCAGUUUCAACAAUCUGAAAUCGCUGAGCUCAAAUUAUUUUUCGUCAGUACCUGAAUUACAGCUUCUGGAUCUUUCAAGGUGCCACAUCCAUACAAUUGAAGAUAACACUUUUGUGGAUCUUCAUAACCUUUCCACCUUAAUUUUAACUGCCAAUUCCCUCCAGCACCUGGGUCUUGCAGCCUUCUAUGGCUUGACAUCGCUGAAAAAACUAGUGUUGGUGGAAACCAGCAUAUCCUCUCUGCCUGACCUACCCAUCGGACACUUGAAUACCCUGCAGGAGCUGAAUCUGGCCCAUAACAACAUUGCUUCACUGAAGCUUCCUAAGUAUUUUGCCAACCUGACCUCUCUCAGGCACCUGAGCUUUUCCUCCAAUAAUAUUACAUAUAUCUCCAAAGGGGACCUUGAUGCCCUGAGGGAAACAAACAGGCUCAACCUCACGUUGGUACUUUCUCUGAACAAUAUAAAAUACAUCCAGUCAGGAUCCUUUGCGAAGAUUCACCUUGGUGAACUGGUUCUGAGAUCCUCUUUUGAGAACCUCAAUGUGAUGCACUCUUCUCUUCAGGGCCUGGCUGGUUUACAGGUCAACAGACUAAUAGUUGGAGAAUUCACUGACAUUCUGAAAAUGAAAGCAUUUCAGAAUGGACUCUUGAGCGGACUGUGUCAGGUACAGAUGCAGGAGUUUGUCUUAAUGUGUUUCAGAGAGUUUAAGAAUGACACAGACACUCUUUUUGACUGCAUAGGCAAUGUCUCCACUAUUAGGUUGGUAGACCUUAAUCUUGAAACCUUGUCAGAGGUUCCUGUGUUUUCUCAAGUGAAACAUCUGGAAUGGAAGAAAUGUAAGUUUCAGGAAUUGCCUGCUGAGAAGCUCUCUCUUUUUAAGGAGUUGAGAGUGCUUCGUAUUACCAAAAGCAAAGACCUAAACAUCUUCGAGCAAAAAUUUGGGAGUCUAACUUACCUGGAGGUCGUAGAUUUGAGUGAGAAUCGUCUCUCCUUCCUUACUUGCUGUUCCCCUAAAUUUCCCAGCUCUCCCAAUUUGAAACACUUGAACCUAAGCUUCAAUUCUGACAUCAGUUUGACUGGAGAUUUUGCUAAUCUGAGAAAUCUGCUAUACUUGGACCUUCAGCACACAAAGUUAAUUCAUCAUGGCACCUACCCUGUCUUUCUACUCCUUCAGAAACUCAUUUACCUUGAUAUCUCCCACACCAAAACUCAUGUUAUAUCCCAUCAUAUCUUUCAUGGCUUGAACUCUUUGCAAGUGCUCAAGAUGGCAGGCAACUCCUUUGAGAACAAUACAUUGGCCAACCACUUUGAAAACGUGAGACGCCUCCGCAUCCUGGAUAUUUCAAGUUGCAAAUUAGUAUGGGUGGACCAGAGUACAUUUAGUGCUCUCUCUGAACUAAAAGAGCUAAUCAUCAGCAACAACAAGCUACUGACUUUUGAUCCUGUAGCAUACAGGCCGCUCCAAGCCCUCACAGCUCUGGAUUUCAGCAACAACCAGCUGAGUUUCCUGUCGGACUCAGCCCUGGAAAUCCUGCCUGACAGUCUGAUCUUGCUGGAUAUUUCUCGUAACUUGUUUGAAUGCUCCUGCAUACACUUGAACUUCCUGAAAUGGGUCAAGGAAAAGCAGGAUCUUCUGCACAACAAGCAUUCAAUGAUAUGCCACACACCUGCCUACGUGAAGAAUGUGAGCCUGUUAAACUUUGAUAUGUCCUCUUGCCAUCCCAACCCAACCACAGUAGCGUGCUCAGUGACUGUGUUGCUUGCUGCAGGAGUAUUUCUGUUCCUCAUUUACAAGUACUACUUCCAACUAUACUACUCAUUGGUGCUGCUCAGUGGGUGUAAACACUCUGCAGAAAGGGGAGAUACCUAUGAUGCCUUUGUUAUCCAUUCCAGCAAAGACCAAGAAUGGGUGAUGAAAGAGCUGGUGGAACCCUUAGAAGAAGGAAAACCUCCCUUCCAGCUUUGUCUUUACUACAGGGAUUUUUUACCAGGGGUACCCAUUGUCACUAAUAUAAUCCAAGAAGGUUUUCUGAGUAGCAGAAAUGUCAUUGCAGUCAUCUCAGCUGACUUUCUGGAAAGCAAGUGGUGUAGCUUUGAGUUUAACAUUGCUCAGUCCUGGCAGCUUGUUGAAGGGAAGAGUGGAAUCAUCAUGAUCAUACUAGGGGAAGUGGAUAAGACCUUGCUGAGGCAGAGGCUGGGACUGUCCCGAUAUCUGAGGAGGAACACUUAUCUGGAGUGGAAAGACAAGGAAAUAAGCAAGCAUAUCUUCUGGAGGCAGCUGACGUCAGUCCUGCUAGAAGGCAAAACAUGGAAUCACGAGGAGAUAAAACUCAUGUAAAGAGAAAGAAACAUCACUUCUGUCCUGUCUCCCACCCUGGCCUUGGUUGAUGCUUGAUGCAGAAGCUGGAUCUUCUGUGGCUGUUCAGCAUUGGACAAAGUGAAGAGAGGCAGUAUAAAACCACUACAGAAGCACCUACUUUCAUGAUUGCCUUUCCUCCAGGCAGCUAUCAAGAUAAGGAGUGGCAACAGCUCGAAAAACUGCAGAUGCCUGAGCUCUGUGGUUGUCUGUAGCAGUCAGCUGAAGCUGGUCCAGCAAUCCACGCAGGGGUCAGUGAGCAGAUUUGAGAAUGGAUGGGCUGUUCUUACCUCUGAAACUCGGGAUGGGCCCAGGGGCCGUUUGCUUAGGGGGAUUUCAGUCUGCCACUUUGAGUGGACCCUGGGGUUUCCAGGGGAGAGUGAAGGUACAGAACUAUUGCUUCUAAA